Molecule: messenger RNA, 3752 nt
Organism: Suillus plorans
Lineage: Eukaryota; Fungi; Basidiomycota; Agaricomycetes; Boletales; Suillaceae
Exons: 9
Coding region: 147-3752 (1201 amino acids)
Molecular function (GO): protein binding
Source: RefSeq, a predicted model, not a curated record
CUGCCUCGUGUCUUGAGUGUCUAUGAAAACGAGGAUGGUUAGCGUGGUGAAGCAAUAUAAAAACGCACAAUACACGCACCUCUGUAACUUAGAGAAAGACACCCACAAUCCCUCGGCUGUGCUCGACAUCAUCAACGUCCAGUAAUAUGUCACAGCUCAUUCCAAGCACCACACCCAUUCGAACUUUUGAAGAUCAUGAGAAGGGUAUAAACGCAUUCGCAGUGUUCCCCGAUAAACGACGGAUGAUGACUGGCUCGGAAGACAAGACACUUCGUCUUUGGGACUUGGAGACAGGUGUUGUAUUAAUGAAGAUGGAAGGCCAUAGCAGUGAGGUGCGGGCAUUGGCGAUAUCGCGAGAUGGUAAAAUCAUAGCAAGCGGUGAUGAAAAUGGAGAAGUCAUGGCCUGGCACGGUGAAACUGGCGAAUCCAUCGCCCAACCCAUCAAAGUCCGUUCCAGAGUCAUUAUCUCGGUGGCUUUUUCUCCGGAUGGUACGGUGAAGUUUUGGUGUACCAAAACGUGGCAGAUGCAAGGAGAACCAAUCGAGUGUGGUUAUGCCGAAAGCGUUCGAUAUUCGCCUUCUGGUGAACUUCUUGCCAUCGCAACAGGCUCCAAUAUCGAAAUUUAUAACCCACUGGGCAUUGCAAGGGAACGCAUUGCAUAUUUGAAAGGUCACACGGAAUCAUGGAACAUGUCACUCGCAUGGACGCCCGAUGGCACACACCUUCUUUCAGGAGGCAAAAAUUACGUAUUGGAGUGGGACACAUCAACAUGGCAACAAGUCGGUCAUCCGUAUGAAGGCCACACUGAUUAUAUCAACGCCAUUGCCAUUCAUCCCGCUGGCACCCUCGUCGCUGCUGCUUCUGAUGACAAGCAUGUCCGUCUCUGGCGGCUCUCAGAUCAACGAACCAUCGCCAUCUUCCAGCAUUCAUCUGCCGUGACAUGUGUCGCGUUCUCUGUGGACGGCAAGCACAUCCUCAGCGGAGGUUAUGAUAACAAGAUCUCAGAAUGGGCAAUCCUUGACAUCACAACAGCCCGCGAUGCAUGUCUGACUGGGGACUUGUCUAUCGCUGAAGAGCUCCUCACUCGUGAGACCCACACCAAUGUUAACGACUUUACUGCAUAUGCCAAUCGUUCGUUCGUUAUGGUCCGGAAGCACAACUUGGACAACGCCCUUGAGGAUGCAAUUAAGUCAAUCAAUAUUCGGCCAUCAUUGAUUGCCUUUAUUUCCAAAGGCAUCGCCCUCUGCGGAAAAGGUCACAUCCGGGAAGCAAGGAUAGCAUUCGAUGUUGCAUCGAUGUUCAUGAACCAAAAUUCAGAAACCACCCAAUUUCUUCUCUUGAUCAAGGCCAUCGCACUCUUCAACGCAGAUCAACACGAGGAAGCAAUGCUGCUCAUCGAAGACCUGGCUGCCGCUUGUCCGAGUGUCGAUCCUCUCGCGCGUCGUGUCGUGGAAACAUAUCUAUGUGUUCAACUCGGAAUCAGAGCUUUUGAUGGCGCGCAUCACGACGAGGCUGCCGAUCACUUCACUGCCGCUGUUAACUCAGAUGCUUUAUCAUCGAAAUACAUUCAUUUCCUAUACCAGGACUUGACCGUGCUCUUCGGCUGGGAUCUCGAGUCCUUGCUGUUCACUACACACCAGAAACGGUGCCAGGCAUUCCUUUCGGCAGGUAAACCAGAUCAAGCUCUCCACGCACACAAAUACAUGAUGGACGCCAUCGACGAGACUGCGACGACCAGCUGCCUCGAUUGGUCCAAUGGCGAGUUUUACGUGCUAUGUGCUGCCAACGGAGAUUCCGCCCUCGCUGCCAACGAUUAUGACAGGGCUAUUGACCUAUACUCGGCGAUAAUAAACUUGAAUUCUGCAUCUGAUGUUGUCUUCGCAAAGCGUAGCAAGGCAAAGUUGGGCAAAAUGCUAUGGAUGGAAGCGCUUCUUGACGCGCAGAAGGUCAUCGAACUCGACUCUUUGUCUUAUCUUGGAUACAACUUGAAGCACGCAGCGCUUCAUGGUGCGGAGCGCUAUGAUGAAGCGAUUGAAACCUUCCAAACAAUGCUCUCGAUAUUGGACAAUGCACCUGAUGUUCAAACACGAAAGCUGCACCAGCAAUAUCUCAGACCUUCUGAAGUAGAACGCGCCAUCCGACGGGUCAUUGAUGCCCGACUCGACAACGCUCCGCUGCGUGUACUUGACACCAACACCGGUCUCUUAUGCGAUCGAGAAAUGCAGAUAGGGGCCUUCAAAAUCAGCGCGCAGUAUAAGGAGCUCGUGUCAUCAACAAUCACGCAUGCAGACUUGCACAUCGAACACAUCGAAGAAGUGGUGAAGAGAUACCUGCUAUAUGCGAUGCUAUCACACAGGUGGGAAGGGAAGGAGCCGCUGCUGCAGGAUAUCCAGGGCAAGUGCGUGUACGACUCAGACUUGGACUCAGUUGGCGGCAUGACGAAGCUGCGGUCGUUCUGCAAAACUGCUCGUGAUGCGGGCUACAACUGGGCAUGGAGCGAUACAUGCUGCAUCGACAAGAGCAACAAUGUCGAAGUCCAGGAAUCGGUCAACUCCAUGUUCGUAUGGUAUCAUCAUUCCGCGCUCACGAUCGUCUACCUGUCUGAUGUUCCGCCUUCGUCAAAGUCUGGCAGACUGGCGAAGAGCGCUUGGAACACGCGCGGAUGGACGUUUCAGGAGUUCAUCGCUCCCAAUGUCAUUCUCUUUUAUCAGAACAACUGGACUCUUUAUCGCAAUGAUCGUUCUCCCAACCACAAGGAUUCCGUCGAAAUCAUGCAGGAGAUAAAGGACGCGACGGGAAUAGACCGACCAGCCGUUGUGGCCUUCUGUCCCAGUAUGCAUAACGCGCGAGAAAAACUUCAUUGGGCGUCAACCCGUGUUACCACGCGUCAGGAAGACAUCUCAUACUCAUUGUUUGGCGUCCUUGGCGUCCGCCUACCUGUAGAUUAUGGUGAGAAGCAGGACAAGGCUCUCGGGCGGCUCCUGCAGGAGAUCGUGGCUCGGUCGGGGGACAUCACUGGCCUCGAUUGGGUCGGAGAAUCAUCAGAGUUCAACAGCUGUCUACCAGCCUCCAUCACUUCGUACGAAGCUCCGCCAUGCCAGCUACCACCCCUGUCCGAGGAAGAAAUUCAGUCAUCGGUUUCUUCGCUGCGAAGGAUGGUGGCUACUGAUUUCGCUUCGAACAUUUACACCAUGCUUCGGAACACGAGCGCCCCUCGCUUCGCAGCACAGAGACUGCAUCUGCCGUGUCUUGCAUUCAAUGUCAGGAAAGUCAGACGAAUGCGUAGUCCAGCCCCGGAAACUCAUUUCACGUAUGAAGUGAAGGCAGACGAACUUCACGACUUGCUUAUCACCACUGGAGAGACCCUGGUUCAGUUCUGGCCGGCAAGGCCCACUGAGCGAAAAUUUGUCCUUGUCCGUCCCUGGGAUCGGUCUCUCCUGGAGCUAUCUGAAUUUGUAGACCCGUCUGACUAUGGAAAUGAUAUGGAGGGCGAGGAUGAUUAUGGAACGCCGCCUUCUCCGUCAGACGACUGGUCUGGUUGUUCUCCUGUAAAACAGGGGAUGUCUGACCUAGAAUUACGAGCAUUGCGGCUGCUUGUUCGCCUUGGGCAGCCUUUUAGCGCAUUUUUGCUGGCGCAGCAGCGCAGUGGAGAAUACAAGAGGAUUGCGACAGAUCAUGAUAUCAUUGGACAGGUCAAGGACGUGGUUUCCGUUGGAGACUCGAUGGACAUCAGGACCAUAGAGAUAUUGUAG